This is a messenger RNA of Falco peregrinus (peregrine falcon), 4718 nucleotides long. RefSeq names its product solute carrier family 30 member 5 (gene SLC30A5). NCBI's taxonomy places the organism in Eukaryota, Metazoa, Chordata, Aves, Falconiformes, Falconidae. Gene Ontology annotation, molecular function: zinc ion transmembrane transporter activity. The record is from RefSeq and is a predicted model, not a curated record. The transcript is spliced from 16 exons. Gene Ontology annotation, biological process: intracellular zinc ion homeostasis; zinc ion transport; transmembrane transport. Gene Ontology annotation, cellular component: membrane; Golgi apparatus. Bases 131 to 2443 code for a protein of 770 amino acids.
GCGGCGGCCGCCGGGCCGCGGGGAAGGCGCUGCCUCGCUGCGGGGGAGGCGGGCCGUGCCGCGCCGCGCCGGAGCGCUCGCACCCCUUCCCCCGCAGGAGUGCGGGGCCGUGCCGCUCCCUCGCCCCGGCAUGGAGGAGAAGUACAGCGGGCAGGCCUUGGCUGGCGGCGGCCUCCUGGGGCCUGUGGAUGUACCCAGCGCCCGGCUGACUCGCUACAUCGUGCUGCUGUGCUUCGCCAAGUUUUUGAAAGCCGUGGGCCUCUUCGAGUCUUACGACCUUCUGAAAGCGGUGCACCUUGUGCAGUUUAUUUUUAUAGUGCAGCUGGGGUCCGCAUUUUUUAUGGUUUUGUUUCAAAAACCAUUUUCUUCUGGAAAAGUGGUAACUAAGCGUCAGUGGAUCAAAAUUUUUAAGCAUGCUGUUGUGGGAUGUAUCAUUUCACUCUUGUGGUUUUUUGGCCUUACUCUUUGUGGACCACUGAGGACAUUGUUGCUGUUUGAGCACAGUGAUGUGGUUGUGCUAUCACUCCUUAGUGUCUUAUUCACAAACUCAGGUGGAGGACCAGCAAAGACAAGAGGUGCUGCAUUUUUCAUCAUAGCUGUCAUCUGCUUGCUACUUUUUGAUAAUGAUGACCUCAUGGCUAAAAUAGCAGAACAUCCUGAAGGUCAUCAUGAUAGUGCUCUUACCCAUGUUCUGUAUACAAUCAUUGCUUUCCUGGGUGUUGCAGAUCACAAGGGCGGAGUAUUGCUUCUUGUAGUGGCAUUGUGCUGUAAGGUUGGUUUUCACAUCGCUUCCCGAAAACUAUCUGUAGAUGUAGGUGGAGCCAAGCGUCUUCAAGCUUUGUCUCAUCUUGUUUCUGUCGUUUUGUUGUGCCCAUGGGUCAUUGUCCUCUCUCUGACAACGGAGAGCAAAGUAGAGUCUUGGUCUUCUCUCAUCAUGCCUUUUGUAACAGUCAUCUUUUUUGUUGUGAUCCUGGAUUUCUACGUGGAGUCCAUAUGCUCUGUCAAGAUGGAAGCUUCCACAUGUGCUCGAUACGGAUCCUUUCUUAUUUUCAUUAGUGCACUGCUUUUUGGCAACUUUUGGACUCAUCCAAUAACAGACCAGCUUCGAGCUAUGAACAAGCCACCACACCAUGAAAGCACAGAGCACGUUCUUUCUGGAGGGGUGGUAGUGAGUGCUGUCUUCUUCAUCUUAUCUGCAAAUAUCCUGUCCUACCCCUCCAGGAAAGGGCAGAAGGGUACCCUUAUUGGCUAUUCCCCUGAAGGCACUCCUCUCUAUAACUUCAUGGGUGAUGCAUUACAGCAGAGCUCUCAGUCAUUACCCCGGUUUAUUAAGGAGUCACUGAAACAAAUCCUUGAGGAGUAUGAUUCUAGGCAGAUCUUCUAUUUCUUGUGCCUAAAUCUGGCUUUCACUUUUGUGGAACUUUUUUAUGGAGUAUGGACCAAUAGCCUUGGUCUUAUUUCUGAUGGAUUUCAUAUGCUUUUUGAUUGUUCUGCGUUAGUGAUGGGGCUUUUUGCAGCUCUGAUGACAAGGUGGAAAGCAACUCGUAUAUUUUCCUAUGGGUAUGGACGUGUAGAAAUUCUCUCUGGAUUUAUUAAUGGCCUUUUUCUGAUGGUAAUUGCUUUCUUUGUCUUCAUGGAAUCAGUGGCCAGACUGGUGGAUCCUCCAGACAUAGAUACCAACAUGUUAACUCCAGUCUCUGUUGGAGGGCUGAUUGUAAACCUUGUUGGUAUCUGUGCCUUCAGCCAUGCGCACUCCCAUGGGGCUUCUCGGGGAGGUUGUCACUUACAUGAUCACAGCCAUUCUCACCAUGGGCACAGCCACAGCCACGGGCACGUCCAUUCCCACAGUGACCAUGGGCACAGCCAUGGACAUUCCCACGGGUCUUCUGCAGGAGGCAUGAAUACCAACAUGAGAGGUGUGUUUCUGCAUGUGUUAGCAGACACUCUCGGCAGUGUUGGUGUUAUCGUAUCCACGAUAUUCAUUCAGCAAUUUGGAUGGCUCAUAGCUGAUCCACUCUGCUCUCUUUUUAUUGCUACAUUGAUUUUUCUUAGUGUUAUCCCACUAUUGAAAGAUGCCUGUCAAGUGCUUUUGUUGCGGAUACCUCCAGAACAGGAGAAAGAUCUGCAUGCUGCUUUAGAAAAGAUUCAGAAAAUAGAGGGGGUCAUAUCCUACAGAGAUCCUCAUUUUUGGUGUCACUCUGCAAGUGUUGUGGCAGGUACCAUACAUGUGCAAGUGGUAUCUGAUGUGAUGGAACAGAGAAUUGUACAGCAGGUUACAGCAAUUCUCAAAGAUGCUGGUGUAAACAACCUAACUGUCCAGGUGGAGAAGGAAGCUUAUUUUCAGCACAUGUCAGGACUCAGUACAGGAUUUCAGGAUGUCCUUGCAAUGGCUCAGCAACUAGAAUCCAUGAAAUACUACAAAGAUGGUACUUACAUCAUGUGAUACAAAGUUGUGCUUGCCAAAGAAGGUGUAAAUUGUGAAGCUGUAGGAUUCCAUAUUUGUAUUUUUGUCAGGAAAUCUUGCAUGUUUUUAUGCAUGUACAUGAAAUUACAUGUACAGAAACAAAUGUACUAUAUAUUUGAAAUUUUUAAGCAUACUAUCUUUAUUAAAAUUGCAUCAGGAUGUUUUUAUAUAGGAAAUAAGAUGGACUAAUUUGAUGUACAUGUGAAAAUAACUGAAAUCUGAAGUACUGUGCUUGGUGUUUAUUAAACAGAAGUCUUGCAACUUGUGGAUGAGCACAGCUAUAUUCCAUACUUUAAGUAUGGAACAUCAUCAUUAUAAUGUCAUGUUAGCAGUGGGAAUGGAAAUAAUUUAUAUUGAAAUGCAAAUAUAAUCAACUGAAAAUUAUUUUUCUUUCAAACAUAGCUCGAAGACUCAUUAAAUGAAAAAAAGGUACACCUUUAUUAUGGGGAGUAAAAACCAACAUGAAGUCAUGGGUUUUGCACACUGUUAGAUAAUAGAAAUAUACAGUUUUUAUAUUAUGUCUAAGCAUACAAAUCUGAUUUCUAAACUUAAUGCAUCAGAGCAAAUAGAUGUUACCAUUUUAAAUUUAUAUCAAAUUAUUUUUUUAAGGAGAGAAAUCCACAGUUUAACAGAAAUUGGGAGGGGAAAAUAUUUCAGACACUUUUCUGUUUCCUGGGAAUACUCAGGAUCAAAAAAACACUCUGUAAGAUAAUUUUUUUGUACUUUUUGUAUUAUUAACUGUAAAUGCAAUAGUUUGAAGCUUAAUUAAUCAGCAUCAUAGCACUUAGCUAAACUUCACCUAUUCAAGAUACGUUACUCUGUCAUUUACUUGACUUUUUUCAUAAUACCCUAACACAGCUGCAGCGUACUGUAGCCAGCUAUACCUUUGUGUAUUCCCCAAGGAAGCAGUCCUGGUUUAGAACGCUGAACUGCGACAGUAGUCUGGGACUUGCCAAGUUGCUGAAACAAACUGUGAACUGACACUUUUUGACUGGAAAGAAGAGUGUGUUUAAGAAGGAAUUGCGCAUGUUGGGGUCUUAAUACUGCAAAGAAAACAAAUCUCAGUCUUCAGUGAAAACCUGUUAACAGGGUAAUAACUCCUCAGAAGUGUUUAUCCUUACAUCUGUUUACAGUCUCCCUGUGCCCCCUUUUCUUUUGGUCUGAAGCACUUAAAUUUUAUUUCCCUUGGAAUUCAGCAAAUAGGUUCUUAGUUAGCAAGAAUGAGUACGUUUCUCGUAAUAAAAGUCACAUUGCUUUUACAUUGAUGAUGGCACAAAUCACAGUCCCUCAUUUCUUGAGAUAGCACUGCAGAACCAGUAGAAUUCCCAAAGCUUGAUCCUGUUUUCUUCCGAUUUGUGGCACUUCAGUGGUUUUCUCACCUUGCCUUCUCCAGAAGGCUCAGGUCACUGAAUAACAGUGCUCCAAUUAGACACAGCCUAUAAGCAGGGUGAUCUUACAGUUUUGGAAACCGUUCUCGGACAAAAAGCUUGAGUUAAUAUUUACAUGCACCACUUGUGUUUGAGGUGGUAGUACUGGAGCUGACAGCAUUUCACCAAACCAAGCGUUAGCCCCCCAUAAUAGGUAUGAUAGGUAGGUGAAAAGGGGGGGAAUUCUUUCCUUUUCAAAUCAAGUUAGCUUAACAUCAUUGAAAAACCUUCAUGCUUGCCACAGCUUUUCUCUGAGCAAAUGCCAAUUUAUUACUUCAGCUGGUGGCAACAGGACCCAAAACAAAUUAAGGUGGCUGGGACCAUGUUAGAUGAUCGCAGCAGUGAAGAUCAGCCCGUACCUGGAUACUUCACAGGCAAGUGUAAACCUGCAUCUUAACAUGCAUUCAGCAGCUUUCUGUGUACCCAACACACGUGAAAGGUGUUUUUUUCCUGGCUACCGAGACAGGAAGACAACAGCAAUAAACAUCUACCUUUAAUUUGUUUAACAAGAGCCAGUAUCUGGACGUGAUCCCCCAAAGAAGAGUUUGGCCUUCCCCCCUGCAAGGUCUAUUGGAACCCUGCUGUAAGGGCAGGUUUCAAAUCGCAGGUGUAGGCCAAUUGAUUUAUAUUUUAAUAAAAUACUCUGGCAGGGGGUUAGUGUAGUCACUCCGUUGUAGACAGACAGUUGCAACAAAACACUUUCAGAAACAUUGAAAAUGAACUGCAUCGCUCAUUUUAAUGAAUGAUGAACUGUAUCAUACAUCCAGCAGCAAGCAAUGUAUGUAUAUAAUGAGGAAAAAAUAAAUGUGUUUUUCAGUAACGUUUUA